Messenger RNA from Diachasma alloeum, 2271 nucleotides. RefSeq lists its product as uncharacterized. The record is from RefSeq and is a predicted model, not a curated record. Bases 268 to 1299 code for a protein of 343 amino acids. The transcript has 5 exons. NCBI's taxonomy places the organism in Eukaryota, Metazoa, Arthropoda, Insecta, Hymenoptera, Braconidae.
ACCAAGCGGGGAUCGCCAGACACAGCCUCAGUUAGUCGUGAACCGCCCGAGUAGAACGUACCCAGCACAAUCAAUACCGCGAAUCGAUGACACUGAUUCGAUAGGAAUAACUAAUCCGCUCGAUAGUUGAAAUGAUCUGAAUCAUCGGCGAUAACGUUACGAAUUAAAAGAUAAAAAUUUCAUUCGUGAACAUUGAGAUGUGGUAUUACCAUGUGGAGGCCCACGAGUUACGACUUUGGUGAAUAGAAAUAUAAGAUUGUGAAUUUUAUGACAGAAAGCUUGGGAAUGACCACAAUGUGGAGUUUAGUGCUUCUUCUUCUCUGUGCAACAGGUAUCUCAGCCGGAAUCCUAGUUGAAGCCCAACCAAACAGUAUAAAUCUACCCCCAGGUAAUCAUGAAAACAACGAAAAAGAUUUCACCGGAGUACGUAGAUUUGCAUGCCCCGUUGGAUUCUUCAGACUCAAGAGAAAUUGUUAUUACCUGAGUGCUGGAAUUGCCCAAUGGAGGGAUGCUUACUUCCACUGUAAAGACAGAAACUCAACAUUGGCGGAACUCGAUAAGAAUGGAAAGGAUCGAAUACUCAGAAAGUAUCUCAUGGGCGAACAAUUCACCCGGCUCGAGAGGUGGAUCGGCGGGAUGUAUAAUUGGCAGCAAAUGGCCUGGCAUUGGGGUGUGAAGGGUGAAAAAAUAAUAUUCCAGAAUUUCGCUGGUGCAUUGAGUAAAAAUCCUGCGGAGUAUACAUGGCACUGCAUAGUUCUCGAUCCAUCAGUCAAGUACAAAUGGACACCGAGGAGUUGUCUCGACAAGAAGCACUACAUAUGUGAAGUUCCCGCUGGACGAAUAGGACGGAGGAGAAAGAAGACGAUUCCAACGGAGCUGGUACCCCAGAGCCAAAGAUUGAGACCGAAGAAGAAGGGGAAGAAGAGGAGGAAAGGAAAGAAUGACUUGAGGGCGCACAGGAGGGGACGAGUGGAAACUGCGUGGAACAAGGAUUGGGUGGCCACUGACAAUCAGGAGUGGGCACACGGGGUUAAACUCGGGUCAAGGCCGUUGGCUGAACCCAAACCAUCGCCGGAAAUGCGAACGAACAGGACUCGUCAUCGAAACAAUCGAAACAGGUGGCAUGAAAAACGGCCCCAAAUAACGCAGAUAGUACCGCAGGGACGCGAGUACGGAGCAUUUCUGGGCGAUGGCCCAGUUGGUGGACGCCCCAAGGCACUGUCAGACGAAAAAACCCUCUCCCACUAUCACGCGAAGAUCAACGAUUUGUCCCUGGAGGAAGUGCUGCUAAAAACUUGAGCAACCCCACGUCCCAUUGGGGAGGAAAAAUGCACUUAAAAAACUUCCAUCGUAAUUCUCUAUUCUCUCCUAGAUGAGUGUUCAAGAACUCUGUGUGCGAAGAUUAAAACCAACAGAAGAAUUUAUUACUUCGUUGCUCUCUUUCAAUGUAACUAUUUCUCCUGAGUGCGCGAUAUAUUUUUUAUUAUAAUUCUAGCUUUAACUGUAUUUUUGUAUUGCAAAUCCAAGUCUUAGAUUCUAAUUUUCAUUAAUUUUCAUGGAUUUCAUUAAUAUUAUCAUUCACCGAGAUAGUUUUAACGGUUUUUAGCUGAUUUGGAUGAGGAGAUGAGUGUGUUUUUGAUGAAAAAGUAUUGCAAUUUGUGGAUUGAAAUUUCAAGACUGGAAUAAUAACAUCGAUGACGGAUUUACGAUCACAUGUGGUGAAAGAUAAAUAUUUGCGAGCCAUCUAUCUUGAUUCUGUUGAAUAAUCGAGUAUCAUGAGACUUUAUUAUUCACUCCGCCCUCGGAAUGUCGUAAAUUCUUCGAGUGUCUGGGAAUAUCAAACAUAAAGAAUUUCAAACUAUGGAUUCUUUAAAGAACGGUGGAAUAUUUCCUUAUCAGCUGUAUUUUUUUAUUGCCAAUCCAAGUCCUGGAGUCUAAUUUUCAUUACUUUUAGAGAUUUUAUUAAUGCUAUUACUCGUCGAUAUAGUUUUUAGGGGUUUUUUAGUUGAUUUGAAUAAGGAGAUGAGUAUUUUCGAUGAAAAAUUAUUGCAGAGUGCAAUGUAACGAAUAUAGAGUUGACUAUAGGAAUAAUUCCACUGAAAAUUCAACGAAAUUCCAGAUUUUUGAGCAGCGAAGAAACUAGAAUUCCUCAAAUCACUUAAAUUUUCAGUAAAAACAAGAACAUUCUGUAUCAAAUUACACACAAUUUUCAAUUAAGACAUUUUGCAUACAAUUUUUAUUUUUUUAACCAUUCGUGGUUCAUAAAUAAAU